UCUCACACCCAUCAAUACACACAUUUGACACAUAGAUACAUACACAUUCUCUGUAUCUCUAAAAACUGUUUUUUUAUUGUUGAGAAAUUCACUUGUUUCUUGUUACAAACAUGUUGAUAUCAUCUUUAUUGUUAUUGAAACGUGGUGUAAAACCGCGGUCAAAUGCGUUGUCAUUUGGAUGUACAAAAACCGGUUUUCUUAGAUCAUCAAGCUACAGAUUUUGUCCUUGUAAUAAGUUUUCGAGUACAAUAGGAGGGAACGAAGAAAAGGUUGGAUUAGGACAAGGUGAAAAGGGUAAUAAUAAUGAUGAUAGUAUCACGUUUGUUGAAGCCAAAAAGUUGAUGAGAUUAGUGAAUGUUGAGUCAUUGAAGAUGAGGUUGAGUAAUGAAGGGAAGGAAACGAUUUGUUAUUCGGAGCUUUUGGAGGAGUGUGAGAGUAUGGGGGUGACGAAAUCGAAAGAGGAAGCUAAGGAGUUUGCUAGAGUUCUUGAUGAGGCUGGUGUUGUUCUUAUUUUUAGAGAUAAAGUUUAUUUGCAUCCUGAUAAGGUGGUGGAUCUUGUUAGAAGAGCGGUGCCACUAGCCCUGACACCCGAAGACGACCCAAGGAGGGAAGAGCUGCGGAUCCUACAAACAAAGCAGCAAGAAAUCGAUGCCAUGGCUCACAAACAAGUGCGGUGCAUCCUUUGGACAGGACUUGCGUUUUCAUUAGCUCAAAUCGGCCUCUUUUUCCGCCUAACAUUUUGGGACCUCUCAUGGGACGUUAUGGAACCAAUUGCAUUCUUCACCACUACGUCUGGCUUGAUCAUCAGUUAUGCAUACUUCUUAUUUACCUCGAGGGACCCCACAUAUCAAGAUUUGAUGAAGAGACUCUUCCUUUCGCGUAGAAGAAAGCUGAUCAAGAAGCAUAAUUUUAACGCAGAAAGGUACAUGGAAUUACAGGAGAAAUGCAAAUCACCAUUAGAUGUACAUCCUUCUGCCAAACAUCAUAUUUCAGGGUUUGAACUAGAAACACGAGAUCUCUUAGAAAGGCAUCAACAUAAAGUUUGACCUUUGGAGUUAACUGAUAGUUUUGUUUCAUGAGGAAGCUUAUAAAAGUUUUAUCUUUUAAACUAGGGUAAGGAGAAUUUAAGGAUAUAUUACUCGAAUUUACAUGCUUGUAAUUAAAGACCUGGCUAAAACGCCCAAAUCUUUUUGAUAUCAUAUGAAG
Erigeron canadensis is the source of this 1206-nucleotide messenger RNA. RefSeq names its product calcium uniporter protein 6, mitochondrial-like. Gene Ontology annotation, molecular function: uniporter activity; calcium channel activity. Gene Ontology annotation, biological process: mitochondrial calcium ion homeostasis; calcium import into the mitochondrion. The transcript has 2 exons. Gene Ontology annotation, cellular component: mitochondrial inner membrane; uniplex complex. The coding region runs from base 111 to 1046 and encodes 311 amino acids. The record is from RefSeq and is a predicted model, not a curated record. Lineage: Eukaryota; Viridiplantae; Streptophyta; Magnoliopsida; Asterales; Asteraceae.